This is a messenger RNA of Phaeodactylum tricornutum CCAP 1055/1, 635 nucleotides long. RefSeq lists its product with no specific name. NCBI's taxonomy places the organism in Eukaryota, Bacillariophyta, Bacillariophyceae, Surirellales, Neidiaceae. The record is from RefSeq and is a predicted model, not a curated record. Bases 32 to 517 code for a protein of 161 amino acids. The transcript has a single exon.
UUCCAAAAGGCACGCUUACAAAUUUGUUUCCAUGUCUUCGGGUGUGAUUCGGAACAAGGCCGCGGCAGCAUUGCCGCGAUUCCGUUCGGCGGUCCGCAAGUUGGCCCAACACGGCAGUGAGGCCUUGCAGCCCAAGGCCGUCAUAUCGCUCGUCACGAAGGAACGGGUGUGGCGGAACCCGUUGAUAUCGAAUCGUAUCGCUCGAACGUUACGGAAACAAGCUAUUGUCGAUAAGACGUACGGAUCCUUCGACGCGGAGACGGGCAUUGGCUGGGAUCCUCAGUGGGAUGUUCAAGUCGCGAUCAACAAGGCCCAGGGACAAGGACGGUACCCGUCCAUCAAGAUACCGAAAAAGACGAAACGGAAUCGUACGCGAGAAGCUCGGGCGCUGAAGAUUGAAGCCAAUAUGGUAGGCAUGGACGAGCGUAUGGAAGACAUUUGGAAGCAGAGGCAAGCGAGUAAGCCGCCAAAGACGUUUGAGAAUUUGUACAAACGCAACUUGAAGGUCAAGAAAUAAUAGGUAGUGCCACAACAUCUCUAGAGAUCUAGAAAUGGACCGAAAGGAAGAUUACCGUAAUUAUAGAAAGCGUACACGCAAUAAUUCUCCUAUCCUCUUUAUAGCUAACGAUAGGAUU